This is a messenger RNA of Tilletiaria anomala UBC 951, 1228 nucleotides long. Its product is annotated as TIP41-domain-containing protein. Gene Ontology annotation, biological process: TOR signaling. Lineage: Eukaryota; Fungi; Basidiomycota; Exobasidiomycetes; Georgefischeriales; Tilletiariaceae. The record is from RefSeq and is a predicted model, not a curated record. Bases 19 to 1182 code for a protein of 387 amino acids. Gene Ontology annotation, cellular component: cytosol. The transcript is spliced from 4 exons.
CGCGGAGCGCAGAAUACCAUGCCUUCUUCGUAUGAAGCGUCAUUCCCUUCUCGGCUCUCCGCCCCCAAUGUCGAUGCCGGUGUCAACUUUGAAAGUGAAAGUUGGCAAUGGCAAGACAAAAAUGUCAAUGGUGUUGAUUACCGCGUCGGCCACAAGGUCAUCGAGCAUGAGCAGCCCACUGCUUCUUUAACGCCAGCGUCCGCGACCACCUCCCAAGCGGGCCAAGUUCUGCCUCAAAUCAAAAUCGAACACAAAGCGAUCCACGUCGCCGGGUGGACCGUCACAGCCGUAAUUGGGCCCAUCGGUAAUGCGCAAGAGAUGGACGAAAUGGCAGACCUGCUCGGUAUACCUCCGCCAGAGAUGGUCUUUCCACACAACUCCCUCACCCUGCAUCAUGAGCCAACCGACACUUAUUACACCUUGAAUGCAACUGAUGCGCUCUGUAGCAUCAACGGUGUCCAUCCAAAAAACAAAGGCAAAGGAAAACUUCGCAAUCCUGGGGCUUCUACAGAGCUUGAAACGUCACUCCUGAAAGUCUCAUACGCGAAAGAGUGGGGCAAAAACCGGUCUCAAGGAGGCACCAUGCCACUUGCUUCUAACUCCAGAAAGUACGACUGGACGUACUCCUGCACAUGGGCCGGCUCCCUCUCUUCAGGAAUGCCAUCGUCCGAAUCUGCCGAGGGGGAUUUCGUUCCAGCAUCACAUCCAACACAAGACCGGAUUCCAGUUGAGAGGCUUGGCGCGGGCAGCGAGCCCAUCUUGUUUUUCAAUGAGAUGGUCCUGUUCGAGGAUGAGUUGGGCGACAAUGGUACGAGCGUAUUGUCGAUCAAAGUUAGGGUCAUGCCGUCCUGUCUCUUGGUUCUUCAGCGCUUCUUCCUCAGGGUAGACAAAGUCGCAUUCCGCAUCUUUGACACCCGACUCUUCGUCCCCUUCUCUACUGGUGCAUUCGCACCGAAUCCGGCCCACUCAUGCCGCAUCAUUCGCGACCUUCAGGGUGUCCAGUGGCCAUACGAUGCUCUUAGAGCGAAGCUGCCGCCGUAUAGACCAAACGACUUGUCUCCCCUCACAGAUCCGAAUUGGGUAGCACAAAUCAUGACAAAAUCACCCACACACGCCCUGAUGGGAGAUCAGUUACCACCAUGGCAAGGAGAGAGCGCUGUAGUUGAAUGCUUACAACGAUGAUUGCACUGGGGAAUAGCAACUGCAGGCAUUCAAAUUUCAUUUUUCC